GUUGGUUUCAGAAAGCGCUGGGGCUGAAGGUCGUAGAUAUUGCCAGCAGGGAUUUCCCACUCCAAGAAUCAGAUGUUUGCUCAGAGAGAUCUGAUGGAGUCUAUGGAGGUUACAGGUCUGCUGCCGUUCUGUUCCUAAACGAUAUCUGUUGUCAUGGAGACAGAAGAACUGGAAGAGGUGGAAAGGCAUUGCAGAAAAGCAACCAGUGGUGUCAAAAAAGGCAGUUCUCAGCAGACAGCCUCACAGCCUGGUAUGAAUUCUGAGGAUGAGGAGAAGUCAGAGGGUGCUGACCAUGUGACCCAGGACAGUGAGUCACAGAUUCACUACAUUCCCAUUCAAAGAAAUUCCAAGUAUUAUCGGUCCAUGAGGCUACGGACCAGACAGAAAGAGAGGAAUAACAGAGAGGGAAUGAAUGCUAGGCAUCCUGUAGCUUCACUCAAAAAUGGAGACAGCAGAAGCAAACCUCUGAAUCUGGAUGUAUUAUCUCGCAAGGGACCCUCAGUAUCAGUAAAAUCUGAAGUGAAAAAGUUGGAAGAACAAUGGACACAAAGGCUGCUGCCUUCCUACCCCCGUUGCCGUGGCAACCGCCCGGCCUCCCCCAACCCCGCGCCGCCUGCGGAGUCGCUCGGCAGCCGCCGCUCGGAGCCGGACUCGCCGCCGCCGCCGCUGUCACAACCUCACAUGGAGCUGCUGGCUGCGGCGCUCAGCGCCGCCUGCGCCCUGGACCGCGACGGCUCGGCGGAGAGCGCGGCCGGAGCCUGCCCGGCCGGCAGAGAAUCCCCUUCCACGGCCGGACUAGUGCUUAUCCCUGAUGAGAGCCCCGUGCUCCCAGAGUGCCCAGCUGCUCUCCCUGAAACCCUGCAAAUGAUCCACCCCAUGACAACUGACUCCUGGAAAACCCUCAUUGAACAAAUAG
Molecule: messenger RNA, 916 nt
Organism: Mauremys mutica (yellowpond turtle)
Lineage: Eukaryota; Metazoa; Chordata; Testudines; Geoemydidae
Product: ephexin-1-like
Exons: 5
Source: RefSeq, a predicted model, not a curated record